Messenger RNA from Orycteropus afer afer, 954 nucleotides. RefSeq names its product UBX domain protein 2A (gene UBXN2A). NCBI's taxonomy places the organism in Eukaryota, Metazoa, Chordata, Mammalia, Tubulidentata, Orycteropodidae. Gene Ontology annotation, cellular component: cytosol; nucleus. The coding region runs from base 1 to 954 and encodes 317 amino acids. Gene Ontology annotation, molecular function: ubiquitin binding. The transcript has 6 exons. Gene Ontology annotation, biological process: proteasome-mediated ubiquitin-dependent protein catabolic process; autophagosome assembly; Golgi organization. The record is from RefSeq and is a predicted model, not a curated record.
AUGCGCAGAGCCCGCCUCGGCGCGCGCUUCUGCGCCCCGCGGAGGAGACGCAGGGAGGAGGCGCCCGCUGAACCUGAAGGGAUUUCAGCGUGGUGGAGUUGGGGUCUAAGGGGCGCCAGCGUACGAGCAGCUGUGGCGCCCGCGGCCCUUGAGAGAAUUGAGGAGGUGACGGUGAGGCGACACCGCGGCGCAGCUACCGCCAGCGACUGCGUCCGGAGGGUUUGUGAAACAGGAUCUGAAAACCCACCUGUUAGUGGUAAUCAUCAAAGGAAUUGUGACUAUUUUGUGGAUAGCCUUUUUGAGGAAGCUCAGAAGAUUGGUGCUAAAUGCUUGUCACCCACUGAAAAGAAGAAACAGGUAGAUGUAAGUAUAAAAUUAUGGAAAAAUGGAUUCACAGUUAAUGAUGAUUUCAGAAGUUACUCUGAUGGUGCAAGUCAGCAGUUUCUGAACUCCAUCAAAAAGGGGGAAUUACCUGUAGAAUUACAGGAGAUUUUUGAUAAAGAAGAGGUGGAUGUUAAAGUUGAAGAUAAGAAAAAUGAAGUAUGUAUGUCAACAAAGCCUGUAUUCCAGCCCUUCUCAGGACAGGGUCACAGGUUGGGAAGUGCCACACCAAAAAUUGUUUCUAUAGCAAAAAGUAUUGAAGUUGAAAAUAAAAGCAGUCUGUCUCCUGUGUCACUAAACAACCUGGAACCCAUCACUAAUAUACAGAUCUGGUUAGCCAAUGGGAAGAGGAUUGUCCAGAAAUUUAACACUUCUCAUAGGGUAAGCCACAUCAAAGACUUCAUCGAAAAAUACCAAGGAUCUCAAAGAAGUCCUCCAUUUUCUCUGGCAACAGCUCUUCCUUUCCUCAGAUUGCUAGAUGAGACACUCACUGUGGAAGAAGCGCAUUUACAGAAUGCUGUAAUCAUUCAGAGGCUCCAAAAAACAGCUGAACCUUUUAGAGGACUUUCAUAG